GGUGCCCUCAGGCAGAAAAAGGAUGUAAAUCCUGAGACUUUCAUGAAUGUCAGCCAGAUCAUCUGCCACAAUGGGUACCCUAGUGAGGAGUACGAAGUCCUCACUCGUGAUGGCUACUACGUCCACCUGAACAGAAUUCCUCAUGGGAGGGAAAAUCCUAGGAAUGGAGGGGCCAAGCCGGUGGUGUUUCUGCAGCAUGGGAUACUUGGAGAAGGCAGCAACUGGGUGGAAAAUCUGGCCAACAGCCCUGGCUUCAUCCUAGCAGACUCUGGCUAUGACGUGUGGCUGGGAAACAGCCGGGGGACAAGCUGGUCCCUGAGGCACCAGAACCUUUCAGCUGACCAGGUUGAAUUCUGGGACUUCAGCUUUCAUGAGAUGGCAAUGUACGACCUCCCAGCCAUGAUCAGCUUUGUCCUGCAGAAGACUAGGCAGAAGCAGAUCUACUACGUUGGCUACUCCCAGGGCUGCACCAUCGGGUUCAUCGCGUUCUCAUCCAUGCCCGAACUGGCUCAGAAAAUCAAACUGUUUUUUGCCCUGGCUCCAGUAGUGACAGUCAAGCAUGCCAGAAGUCCCUUCAUGAAAAUGUCCUUCCUCCUGGACAGGCAAUUCAAGAUGCUUCAGGUUCUGCUGGGCAGAACGGACGCCACGCUGCGGGUGAGGAAGCUCUGGAAGUUUCUCCCCAAGCUAUGCAGGCAACCCCCACUGCACCAGCUUUGUGCCAACCUCUUCUUUCUGCUGGGUGGCUACAAUGAGAAGAACCUCAAUAUGACACGGCUGGAUGUGUACACCUCCCAUUAUCCAGAUAGGACAUCUGUCAAAAACGUGAUACACUGGGCACAGAUCAUUAAAUCAGGAGAAUUCAAAGCCUUUGACUAUGGCAGAGAAAACCCAACCAGGUACCACCAGGAGACAGCUCCCUCCUACCGGGUGGAGGAGAUGCCUGUGCCUACUGCGGUAUGGUCAGGGGGGCAGGACUGGGUGGCUGACUGGAGGGAUGUCUACCUGCUGCUGCCCCGCAUUGCCCAGCUCGUCACCUACAGCCACAUCCCAGACUGGAACCACUGGGACUUCAUCUGGGGCUUGGAUGCUCCAGAACGCCUCUACAGCAGCAUCCUGGAGCUGAUGGAGGGGUCCGGGUAG
This is a messenger RNA of Apus apus (common swift), 1140 nucleotides long. Its product is annotated as lipase member M-like. Gene Ontology annotation, molecular function: hydrolase activity, acting on ester bonds. The transcript is spliced from 9 exons. The coding region runs from base 43 to 1140 and encodes 365 amino acids. The record is from RefSeq and is a predicted model, not a curated record. Lineage: Eukaryota; Metazoa; Chordata; Aves; Apodiformes; Apodidae.